Molecule: messenger RNA, 1896 nt
Organism: Ectocarpus siliculosus
Lineage: Eukaryota; Phaeophyceae; Ectocarpales; Ectocarpaceae
Source: the annotation of a GenBank genome assembly
AUGUCUUCCGAGACCCCGACCGUCGUUCCAGCCUCCGGUGAGGAGGACGCCGUUCGAGACGAUUCGCCGCCCACGGGUGUAAGCUUCUGGGCCGGGGCGGAGGCAGACAACGACGCCAACGCCGAUACUGGGACACAACCCACCGCGAAGAAGAAGGGGUCAGAGACGGCUGUUGGGGUCACGGGCUUGGUGCUUCCAUUCAAGAGGGCCCGGAUCAGCGCUUCCCCGGCGACUGGGCUGGCAGGACUGCUCGAGAACGAACUCUUGGGGGAAUUUUUCGGUUGCUUGGGCUUCCUGUCCCUUGCCACCGAGAGCAUCGUCCGCGGUGCGAUGGUGAGUGUGAUGCGGGCCAGCAACGGGCUGAAUCAACGAGGGGCAACAACACCGGCUCGGCCCCGGCCUGCAACCGACGGGGCCUGGCUGGUCGAGGAGGACGAUACCGAAGAGGCCCCCGCAAGCAGCGUCCGGACAGAGGAGGCGUGCUGGCGUAAGGCCGUGACGACCGAGGAUGCGGCGCUGCCGCGAGAUGCAUCGACGUGUAUCCUGUGGUGCGCGAUCGCCCUCGGUGCUCUCGUGCGAGGGUACCCUUUGCCACAUGUGGGUGGGAACUCGAACGCCGCUCUUUGGUGGCUAAAGCAGGGUGCAGAAGGCAUGUCGCGCCAGUGCUGGACACCGUUCUCGAUUGGCUAUGUAGCUAGGAAUCCGUCUAGAUAUCCUUUCGAGUCAUGUUGUCGCAGAAGGAACAAGAGCGCUACACCUCUGCCGACACCCGUUUUUCUUGUCCUGUGCUCCAACGAACUGUACGCAUGGCCCUCCUCAAUCGCGGAACAACAGGUGCAACGGUACGUCCAUCUGGCGACAGAUACGCUAGCGUCCUGUUCAGCUAGUGCUGCACUCGACAUAGCCAGGGCCAACCUCGCCAUGGCCUUCGUGCACAACUUCCUGGGCGAUCAGGUCAAAAACCACCGAUACGUGGAGCUCGCGAACAGCAUCGUGAGCGCCCUGCCCCCGGGACAAGUCUCGUUGGGAGUGUACGACCUGCUGAAGUACGCCGGGAAGUCUUGGGUGUUCGAGGUAGGCCUCGCCUCGAGGAAGGACAUAGAUGCCUACUGGCAGAGCGUGUCCCCCAUUUGGAAGCUGCCAGAGAAGGUCGUGGAACAGGACAUCUGUGGCCUCGUCCUUGCUGUCGACACCCGCAUCGAUCAACUCGUGCUCGCGGACGCCCCGGGGACACCCGCUGCCGAGGGACUGCAAAGUUCGUCCGAUGCCACCGCGGAGGUGUCCUCGAGGCCGUCGCCGCUCACGUAUGGGGAGGAUGACGAUGCGGAGGGGAUGAUGGGAGGGUUCGUGGACGCGCCUCUGCCGACAAAAGAAGGGGGUCUCGCUUCGCCCCACCCCACGGAUCCCUUUCUGGGGAUGAAGGAGGCGAUGCCGGAACUGCUGCGCGCGAAUGGCCUUCUUUCGCGGAAUCUCUGCUUCCUCCAGGCCCUCAACAACGACAUUGCCGCAUCGGCGGGGUCAUUCCACCGGAGCGUGAGCGCAUUGCUGCGCUACCCGGGCCUGUGUCGCUACAACUCUCUGUCGCACAACGCUCACACACAGCUUUGGGGGCUGGCCAAUGCCCGCCGGCGAGAGCACUACGAGGCUUUGAGGGCGGCUUACAACCCGAUGCGACCAGCGAGCCUCUCGCCAGCACCGCCAUUCGACGAGUGGACAGGAAUGUCCGACAUAUGUGACCACCCCUACUGCAGGAAUGUAGCUGAGCAGAUGAGCGCCGCUUUCGCACACCACUUUGUGAAAGUGCAAGAGUCGGGGCCUCCGUCUGUUGCCGAGUGUGACGUGGCGUUAACGGCAGUGCUGGACCAGUCUGAUGCCGAGGCGCUGUACCCUAGCUAG